UCUUCCGGUUUCCCCGUCGGGCUUCCGGGGCUGCCCGAGCCGUGGUGCAGACAUGUCCGGCUUCAGCCCCGAACUCAUCGACUACCUGGAAGGGAAGAUAUCCUUCGAGGAGUUCGAGCGGCGGAGAGAAGAGCGGAAGACGCGGGAGAAGAAGAGUCUUCAGGAGGAAGGGAAGUUAUCAGCUGAAGAAAAUCCAGAUGACUCUGAAGCCCCAUCAUCCUCAGGGAUUAGCUCUACCAGGUCCCAUGUCAGAGAGAUCAGUGAAGGAGAAACUUCGGAUGGGGUGAGCAAGUCGGUUCAGAAGGUCUUUGACUCCAUGCUUGGAGAGACUGAAGAUGAUGAGGAGGAAGAGGAGGAGGAGGAGGAAGGGGAGGAGACCCCUGAGCAGCCCACUGCGGGCGAGGUGUUUGCCCUGGAGCUGGUUCUCAACCGUGAAACCAAGAAAAUGAUGAAAGAGAAGAGGCCUCGGAGCAAACUCCCCAGGGCGCUGAGAGGUCUCAUGGGCGAAGCCAACAUCCGCUUCGCGAGGGGGAAGCGAGAAGAGGCCAUCUUGAUGUGUAUGGAGAUCAUCCGGCAAGCUCCUCUGGCUUAUGAGCCGUUCUCUACUCUUGCUAUGAUAUACGAGGACCAAGGCGACAUGGAGAAAUCCUUGCAGUUCGAAUUGAUUGCCGCGCAUUUAAAUCCCAGUGACACUGAAGAAUGGGUUAGACUGGCAGAAAUGUCUCUGGAGCAAGACAACAUUAAGCAGGCUAUCUUCUGCUAUACGAAAGCUCUUAAAUACGAACCUACUAAUAUCCGGUUUCUGUGGGAGCGAUCAAGUCUAUGUGAGCAGAUGGGUGACCAUAAAAUGGCAAUGGAUGGGUACAGGCGAAUUCUAAACCUUUUGCCUACGUCUGAUGGAGAGCGCUUUAUGCAGUUGGCUAGAGAUAUGGCCAAGAGUUACUAUGAAGCCAAUGACGGUGCCUCAGCUAUUAGCAUAAUCGAAGAAGCUUUCUCCAAACACCAGGCCCUGGUCUCCAUGGAGGACGUGAACAUCGCGGCCGAGCUGUACAUUUCUAACAAGCAGUACGACAAGGCUUUGGAGGUAAUUACAGAUUUUUCUGGAAUUGUGCUAGAAAAAAAGCCUCUGGAAGAAGAUGGCCCCUCGGAGGAGGAUAAAGCCGGCGACGAGGGAGUCACCUGCGCCAUCCCCGAGGGCGUGCCCAUCGACAUCAUGGUGAAGCUGAUGGUCUGCCUGGUGCAUCUGCACAUCCUCGAGCCGCUGAAUCCUCUCCUGACGACGCUGGUGGAGCAGAACCCCGAGGACAUGGGGGACCUGUACCUGGACGUGGCGGAGGCGUUCCUGGACGUCGGGGAGUACAACUCCGCGCUCCCACUCCUUAGCGCGCUGGUUUGCUCGGAGAGAUACAGCCUCGCGGUGGUUUGGCUCCGCCACGCAGAGUGCCUGAAGGCCUUGGGCUACAUGGAGCGUGCCGCUGAGAGCUACAGCAAGGUGGUCGAUCUGGCCCCGCUCCAUCUGGACGCCAGGAUCUCCCUUUCCACCCUUCAGCAGCAGCUGGGCCGUCCCGAGAAGGCGCUGGAAGCUCUGGAACCAAUGUAUGACCCAGACACGCUAGCCCAGGAUGCAAACGCUGCCCAGCAGGAGCUGAAGCUGCUGCUGCACCGGUCCACGCUACUGUUCUCGCAAGGCAAGAUGUACGGUUACGUGGACACCCUGCUCACCAUGCUGGCCAUGCUCCUGAAGGUAGCUAUGAAUAGAGCCCAGGUCUGCUUGAUAUCCAGCUCCAGAUCUGGAGAGAGACAUCUGUACCUUAUGAAAGUAUCACGAGACAAAAUAUCAGACAACAAUGACCAAGAGACAGCAAAUUGUGACGCAAAAGCAAUAUUUGCUGUGCUCACGAGUGUCCUGCCAAAGGAUGACUGGUGGAACCUUUUGCUGAAGGCCAUCUACUCCUUAUGUGACCUGUCCCGAUUUCAAGAGGCCGAGUUGCUGGUAGAUUCUUCGUUGGAAUAUUACUCAUUUUAUGACGAUAGGCAAAAGCGCAAAGAACUGGAGUACUUUGGUCUGUCAGCUGCAAUUCUGGACAAAAAUUUCAGAAAGGCAUACAACUACAUCAGGAUAAUGGUAAUGGAAAAUGUGAAUAAACCCCAGCUCUGGAAUAUUUUCAACCAAGUUACCAUGCGCUCCCAAGAUGUACGACACCAUCGCUUCUGUCUCCGCCUCAUGCUGAAAAACCCAGAUAACCACGCCCUGUGUGUUUUGAACGGACACAACGCAUUUGUAUCGGGCAGUUUUAAGCACGCGCUCGCACAGUAUAUCCAGGCCUUUCGUGCCCGCCGUGAUGAACCUCUCUACAACCUGUGUAUAGGCCUGACUUUUAUUCACAUGGCUUCCCAGAAGUACGUGUUGAAGAGACAUGCUCUCAUUGUGCAGGGCUUUGCCUUCCUUAAUCGGUACCUCAGCCUGCGUGGACGGUGCCAGGAGUCACUCUACAAUUUGGGCCGAGCCCUGCACCAGCUGGGGCUGACUCACCUCGCCAUUCACUAUUACCAGGAGGCGCUGGAGCUCCCACCGUUGGAGGCAGAGGGAAUAGAGGUCGAGCAGGUGGACUUACGAAGAGACAUCGCCUACAACCUGGCCCUCAUUUACCACAGCAGCGGGAACGCACUCAUGGCCCGGUACCUCCUGUUCACCUACUGCACCAUGUGACGCCCGUCCCCGGCCACGGCGGGGGAGUGGUUGCUGAGCUCUCUCACCUUCAGCCGCACUGCUCCGCUGCGGACCUUGGCUUCCACUGUUCAACAGCAGAGUGCUUCACUGUCCUGGUUCAUACAUACAUUUUGCAUGUAAGUUCGCAUAACUUCAUCAUUUUCCUUUAGCAUUCUGUAGGAAAAUUGUCCCCAGUGCUGAAAUGGACAGAAUUACCCUUGAGUCAGUGUGGAGUUGUUUUCCUUGUUCACCUCUGCGUUUAGCACAGUGGGCUUAUGAAAUAGUUCUACUGUAACAGACUCACUUGUGUGUCGUGGACAGUGACUUACUGCGCCAUCACCCUGUACAGUGCGGCCUUUGGAUGGCUGCUGGGAACAGUCAGAAUUUAAGUGUCGCCUUGCCUGUGGCUUUUUAGCUACACUCUGGCCACACUCCUGACUACUGAGGCACCUGCCACUCAGUUUUCUGGUACCAGGAAUCUGAACUGGGGACCUUACGCUUGCCAGGCACAGAGCCACUGAGCUACAUCCCUGGCCCUUUCAGCACAGUUCUUUAAAUCCUAACCCGAGUGUGUGUUUAUGGGAAAGCAAGGGGAGCUGGCGCCCGUGCAGUUCUUGCAGCCUGCUGCUGUGAGGGGAGGUGGUCCUUCCACGACACAGACGGAAGGCAGCUGCUCAAAUCUGCACCUAACAAAAUCAUUUAAAGCGGUAUAUGGUCAAAGGCCAAAUUCAGUAUUUCUUUUAACGUGCAUGCAUUUCAGCCGCACUGGUGGAGGCUCCAAGGCCACGCACCGGGUAUAGACAGCUUCCCAAGAUAAACCCGAGAUCAUGUUCAGUAGUUCAGCACGGUUUCCAUCCAGGGUCCCCGGGACUGCAGGAAAGACUGGGAAGCUGUGUGGGGUAAAGAAUUGCUGAAGUGGCAAGUAAAGGUACUCGUUAGAUGUACUGUGGGCUUGACAGUGUCUCAGGGUGCUGUGAUAAGUGCGUAUGGUGGUAACACCCAGUCCUGCUGCGAGAAGGAACAGACAGGAGAUGAGAGACAACAGCCAGCUCUCUGGGAAGUCUUCCUGAUGUUUGUAAGGACCUACACUUUUCUAGUCUAGAGGUGGAGUUUGAAACAAGUAAAUAUAUCAUCUGCUCUGUGUAUAUGUAAUGUAAAUAAAUACUGCUUUUAUUUGGGCUUUUGAU
Molecule: messenger RNA, 3897 nt
Organism: Fukomys damarensis (Damara mole-rat)
Lineage: Eukaryota; Metazoa; Chordata; Mammalia; Rodentia; Bathyergidae
Gene: Gtf3c3
Product: general transcription factor IIIC subunit 3
Exons: 18
Coding region: 53-2710 (885 amino acids)
Biological process (GO): transcription by RNA polymerase III
Cellular component (GO): transcription factor TFIIIC complex
Molecular function (GO): protein binding
Source: RefSeq, a predicted model, not a curated record